This is a messenger RNA of Naumovozyma castellii, 936 nucleotides long. It is a transcript of the gene RBS1, whose product is annotated as Rbs1p. Bases 1 to 936 code for a protein of 311 amino acids. The transcript has a single exon. Lineage: Eukaryota; Fungi; Ascomycota; Saccharomycetes; Saccharomycetales; Saccharomycetaceae. The record is from RefSeq and is a predicted model, not a curated record.
AUGAGAGAACCAUCCUUUCAACCUCUAAGUGACGUGAUGAUUAUUGCUUUAUUUGAUAAACCAAACGACAGAGACUUCAUCAUAAAUCUGGAAAAUAUUCUUAUUAAUCUAAUUAAUUCAUCUGAUCCAUCAUAUCAAUUGACCCCAAUGAACUCAUAUUAUAGAUUAUUGACUCACCAAGUGGCACAAUACCAUAAUUUGGCACAUGUAGCUAAUGAUACAAGGUUAGUCAUAUAUAAAGAUGAUUCGUUCCAAUUUGAUGAUAAGAAACCAUUGUUACAGGCUUUGAAACAAAGUGAUUAUAAGAAGAAGAGCACCGUUUCAACGCCCACUACUAAGUAUAAGAUUCUUAAAAGAAAGAACAACCCGGCUAGUGAAAGUAGCGAGAGUUUAGAAUCUACAUCUUCUGCGAGUGUAAUACCGGGAAGCUCUAAGAGUGUCUCAGAACUAGAUAUGGAAAAGCAACGAAUAGAGAGAGAGAGACUUUAUGAACAAAAAAAAUUAGAGAUAUUUGAAAAAUUAAAUAGUGAAUUUGAAGAUGGUGAUGAUGAUCGAGAAGAAGAGAAGUUGUCGAAUCAAACGCGGAAUGGAGUGAGUUAUUUGAGGAACAAUAGUCAAUAUCAUGAUUACAAUAGUCGGCAGAGACAAUAUUUACCACCUUAUCCAUAUUCACAAACAAUGACUUCAAACCCCUAUCUGAAUAACCCGCAAAUAAUGUAUCAACAAGCAUACCCUAUUGCAAUACCGCCAUUAGCUCAACAAUAUCAGCAACAACAGUGUUUUCAAGGAUCAUACCCAUACCAACCGUAUCAAUAUCCGUACCAAUAUGCAAUGACAGCACCAGCAACAACACCACAAUUGAACUCCAAAAUACCCUAUUCUCAAAAUACAAUGGCCACGAAUUUUAAUAACAAAAAGAGAUAUAAAGAAAAGUAA